This is a messenger RNA of Dreissena polymorpha, 1110 nucleotides long. RefSeq lists its product as uncharacterized. Lineage: Eukaryota; Metazoa; Mollusca; Bivalvia; Myida; Dreissenidae. The transcript is spliced from 4 exons. The record is from RefSeq and is a predicted model, not a curated record. Bases 611 to 1096 code for a protein of 161 amino acids.
GCCCCAAACCUAACGCUACAAAAUUAGUCACACAUCAUUUAAGUACAUACAUCAAUCGACCAAAUAGCAUCACAGUUUUAAUUAAAUACCAAUAAAAGAAAUAUAUUUCAUUUAAUAACCAUGUAUAUAUCAAAUGUUUGAAUGCGAACCGGAGAAACACAAUUGUAACUUUCUGAGGCACGAUGAAAUGUAAUGGCGAGUGUCUACCCAAAUCUCGCCUAUGGCAAAAAAGGCGUAAGAGAUAUGGCAUCAUAUUGGCAUGUUGUUACUUAAUCAAUCACCGUGUUUCAAAUGCUAAGUUUUACCUCUAUUUUAAAGUAACUACUUUCUUAAUUCUUAUUACAACAAUUUACUUAAUAUGACACCUUGCGUUUGCAACACCGUUCAUAUAUUUCAAUAUAACAUUCUGUUAUUUCCUAGAUAUGUUCGGACGACAAUUGUACCCGGCUUAAAUCAGCAUUGCUGAGCAACAUAAACAUAAGCCUCAAUCCCUGUAAGGUAACAGCAGUUAACUUUUAUUUUAUAUGUGAACUUAUUACUAUUUUUAAGUUCAUUCGUACGCCUGUGGGGUUACGAAAGGACUACUUCCCUCACAUGGGCCAGCCCUAGAAUGCGCGCUAGCCCGGAUCUCGUUCUGCAGAAAUACUACGGCAGAAUCAUGGACAAUCUGGCGGCGGAAGUGCAGUCACAAGACAGUAGUGAGGUCCAAGACAUCAAGAUGAUCUAUCAGUCCUGCAUCCAAUACAAAGGCGCAUCUCAAGAUCAAGUAAUGAGUGUUGUGAGCGCUCUCGGCGGUUUCGAGUAUGGACGUUCCCCGAAGUCACGAAACCUGGAUCUGUCCUCUUUGUUGUCGUUGGCGUUGCUAACAUACGGCGUGUCUCCACUGUUCCAUAUUGACGUUACUCACACGGGCCAUAUUGGGUUCACAAACCGGUUUUCCGACGGAUGGUUGGCGGAGCGACGACAGUCAGGUCUAACGACACAGAGGUACCGGUUUUUGCUGCCAAGCAACUUCCUGUUGCGAAACGAGAACUCAGAUCAGGUAAUGAGAGUUGUUCGUUCAGGCAAUGGCUUUCUCACAUUUAUAUCGAUGUAAAGUCAAUUAUAGGA